AUGGAUCUCGAUGGAUUUGAGAAUGAUGCUGAGCUCUUGUCGUCGUCUCUCCCAGCCAACCCCACAUCCAGAGAUGCUCUAAAGUAUCUCGACGAAGAGUGGUACUUCGGUACAAACAGAAGAGGGAGAUGGAUGGACCUCAUUGGAGAUUACGCUGGAUCCGAACUCUUUCUACUCGACGGAGAGGCCCUCUUCCAAUCAGUGCUCAACGAUCCGUUGUUAGCACUAGGUCGUCACGAUGACCCGAGUUUCCAAAACCUGCAUGCUGUCUGGUUGCUCGAAAGACUUUUGUACGAAUUCAAGUUUCGGGAUGCGACCUUUGAGAUCGUCUUCUGGCAAGGGUCUGUACCUUCGAUGACUUCCGGCGACUUCGUUGUUGCGUCACGGAUGCUGGCGCGUUCGAUGAUGUUUCGUCACCUGCUCAGCUUGACUAUACCUGUGCGCAUCUUCGAUAAUCUAGCUGAUGCAGAGUGGAUAGCCUAUCUUGACGGGAGAAAGCCGAUGUUUGUGAUGACCACCGAUGGAGGAGCUACAACGUAUGGUGAUGCACUCUUGACCAUGGACGCAAAUCGCAUUCUGCUACAGCGUGUAUUUAUAUUUGAUCUCUUAGCUCAAGGUUGUGCUGUAUCUUUGCUUCAAGGUGCUGAGUAUCGUGAUUCAAAGUUCACGGGCGAACUGCUAUGGAUCUUCGUGGCACAUAUACUCAUCUUGCCAACAUUAUCACUACAAGAACGAGCAAGACGCCUGGAUAUACUUCAUCCCAAGCUCCAAAAUAUCCUUAUGACGGCAUUCCUGCCCAGUGUCUUCAUCGAGCUGGAGCAUGCUCUGCCCAGCAUCGGCGAUCUUGAUCUCGACGGACAUGUGUUCGUUGCAUUGCUCGCCUUUCUCCUCCAAAGCCCUCCCACGACAUUUAGUGCGCUCCUUGGGGAGGAUGUCGUGACGCAACUAGAUGCGGUCUGGUCGAGUCUCGAUCUCCCGCCCAUCGAUUUCCGGCCACUUGCCGCUCGUUUUCCAUGUUCCUUAACGACAACACAAGUCAAAGCGUCUCCAAUACAAGUACGAGGCCUGCUGCCGUUCACACAUCCCUUUUUCGAUGAUCAACUUGCGCCCGUUCAUGUCGAUGCCGUUGUCGAGACCGCCCCCACUACUCGCAUGUCGUUCAAUACCGUCUUCAACGACAAUUACCAUUGGCAUAACAGCCGACGCUCCAUUUUGCCACCUCAUCUAGGAGGUGAGGAUUACAAGCCGAUGGACGAGCGCCAGCGCCGCAGGAAGCUUCGUAGUGACCAGAGAUUUAUGGCAUCUCUGGAAUGGCAGGCUCAGACCUUGACAGGCGCCUUUGGUACUCCUAUUCAGCGUCAGAUCAUCUUGCCCGUACGGUCUGGCAAGGGGGGCUCGAAGAGUACUACCUCCACGAAGCGGUUAGAGGCAGACGUACCUAGACCAAACAAGAAGGGCAAGCCAGAACAUGUGUCUUCUGCGGACAAAAUUAGGCAGGCCAACGCCGCUAAAAAGCAGACAAAAGAUGACGAGUCAAACCAGGGCUGGUGGCAAGAGCAGCUGAAACGAUGUUUAGAGGGAUCCGUAUCGCACCAGCUCAGCUUGAUUGACAAUCUUCUCCGGAACAAGCGCACACAAACUGGGUGGUUAGCGGUGGAAAUUCGGCUCUACCUGUUGCAUUUGGAGUUCUCCCAGUGGAUCGAACGCUCAGAUCGGGAAUCACUAGUUGUGCGUGAUGCGACCGUCGUUAGAAUCUUAUGCAUCGCCAAAGACGCGUAUCGACAAACUCACUUAUUCCCGACCGCGAUCACCCUUCUUGAUUCAGCUCUUGCCGCUGUAGGCUUCUCUGCGCUCUCGUCCGAUUUACGCCUCUCUGCUACCCUGGUCAAGGACAAUAGAGCUCUGGCUUUCAAAUUCGUCAAGGUUUUGAGGUCGAAGACAGGGUCACCGGUCCAUAAGUAUAUGCGCAUCGAUGAGGAUCUAUUCGCCUGGCAACUACGGCACUUCGGCGACUACAUGGACAGAAGCAUGGACAGUCAAACGGACCGCAGAGUCUCAUUCAAACCCGAUGCUUGGCAACGUGAGGUAUUAGACUGCUUAGACAGAGACUACUCAGUGCUCGUCGUCGCUCCCACAAGUGCCGGCAAAACAUUUAUCUCAUAUUAUGCCAUGGAACAAGUGUUGAAGACCUCUGACGAUGGCAUACUAGUAUACGUUGCGCCAACCAAAGCUCUCGUCAAUCAGAUUGCUGCAGAGGUAUACGCCCGUUUCAAGAAGGACUUGAAAGGGAAGAGCUGCUGGGCAAUUCACACCCGUGAUUAUCGCGUACACGACCCGCAAAACUGCCAAAUUCUAGUCACUGUGCCUGAGAUGCUUGCUAUCAUGUUGUUGUCGCCUCCGUUAGCUCGUUCGUGGACACCGAGAAUCCGACGGAUCAUUCUUGACGAGAUUCACUCUAUUGGCCAGCAAGAAGGCGGUGCGGUAUGGGAGCAGAUCCUCCUGCUCGCUCCUUGUCCAAUUAUCGGUCUUUCGGCAACUAUCGGGCACCCGGAGCGUUUCAAUGCAUGGCUUCAAUCCGUGCAAGAAGCGCAUGGCUUCAAACACUCAUUCAUCCACCACCCGCACAGGUACUCUCAUUUACGCAAGUUUACAUACGUCUUACAGAACAAAACUGAAUCGCCCUUCGCCGGACUCGCAAAGUAUUCCGACACAAAGCGUGUUGCCUUCUUGCAUCCAGUUGUCAUGCUCUCGUUUGGUGUGACUGAGCUACCUCCCGACUUCUCGCUAGAGGCAUCGGAUUGUCUGUCUCUAUUCGAGGCAUUCAGAAAAUUCCACAAUGAUGUGCCAUUUGAUGUAGAAGAACUGGAUCCGUCGAAAUUCUUUGCGACAUCCGAAGUCAAACUGCUGAGGCAGCAAGACGUGUUGCGGUAUGAAGGGGCUUUGAAGACUAAUCUUGCACAUCUUCUCCACUCUCCUCUGUACACAUCUGUCCUCCACUGCAUCACAGAUCACCUCACAGAUCCUUCGGUGAGAGAACUCGACCUUCAAUUCGAACCAACCGCCCGUGAAUUCUAUGGCAAUCUCAUAUAUCUCGUAGCUGAUCUACAUGGCAGUGGCGAUCUGCCGGCCAUGUUGUUCAACUUCGACCGCAAAGCAUGCGAACUCAUGGCACAGGUGCUAUUGAAAACGUUGCAAGAUGCGGAGAAAACUUGGCGUUCACAGGAUGCAGCGUGGAAGCGCAAAAUUGAGCAAUGGGAAGCGUGGAAAAAUCAAGCAAAGAAUCGUGAACGACAAAGGGAGCGACAGCUCCGGCAGAAGCGGGACCCUGACGAUGCGCAAUUCCAAGACUCCUCGACUUCGUGGGAAAGCCGCUUCAAUCCGUCUGACCCAUCCCCGGAGUUUUCGUUUGCUGGAGUAUCAACCUCGAUAUCGAAGGAGGAACUGGAAGAGGAAAUGGCAGACCUUGCUCGAUGGUCAUCUGUUCCUGUGUGGGCUCUCAUAGCCUUGCGACGUGGAAUUGGGGUUCAUCAUGCGGGUAUGAACAAGCGUUACAGGUCCCUCGUCGAGAGCCUAUAUCGCAUUGGUUUCUUGAAGGUUGUCAUUGCCACUGGCACGCUCGCGCUGGGCAUCAAUGCACCCACCAAGACAUCUAUUUUCUGUGGGGAUUCAGCUUACUUGACUGCUCUAGUGUACCGACAAUGUGCUGGUCGUGCUGGGAGACGUGGCUUCGACCUACUAGGAAAGAUCGUUUUCUACGGUCUGCCUAUAGAUCGAUGCCAUAGACUGGUAUUGUCGCGGCUGCCAUCCCUUGGCGGCAAUUGGCCGUUAACAAUCACCAUGAUUUUGCGUUUAUUCAAUCUCUUGCAAGGAUCCGACAAUGCGCCCGUUGCUGUUAAUGCUAUACGCGGUCUCCUACAAUUGCCCCAGGUCGGCUUCUCAUCUGACUUUGGAAAACAACAAAUCCUGCAUUUCACGCGCUUCAGCAUCGACUACCUUCGGCGAGCAGGUCUGCUGGACGACAAGGGGAACCCUGUUAAUCUGUUCGGCAUCGCGUCUCAUUUAUACUAUCAUGAACCCGGCAAUCUUGCACUCGUCGCUCUAAUCCGCCAAGGAGUCCUUCACAGGAUUUGUGGGCAGAACAGCAGGAUUGCGGCCCAGAGGGAGUUUGUACUCCUUAUGUGCCAUCUCUUCGGGCGGCGUUACCUUCCGAGAUCUUACGCGUCGGACGAGAAUCUCCAGCAGCUUAUCAAAAAGUCACCAUCGAUGGUGAUAUUACCUGCGUUGCCCAAGGAUGCGAAGAAGGUGCUACAACAGCAUGAUCGCGACAUCUUGAGCGUUUUCUCCGGCUACGCAAUGACAUACGCAACUCAGCAUAGCGAUACCCUGGGCCCCGACACCGAACUGCCAUUGAGCGGAAGCAUUCGAACUCGUCCAUCGUCUUCGUCGACUCCCUUCAAUAUACAUCUGCGACGAUCUGCCAUCGACGUCCGUGUACGCUCCUUGUUUACCGCUAAUUCAGGACACGAGGAUACAUUCAACACCGUCGAAGAGUUGUCGCAGACCGCUCGGGACAAGAUGCAUCUCAAUCGAUAUGCCAUUCCUGCGAUGACCAAAUUCAUUCCCUCCAAGGAGAAAAGCAGCCUCGUGCUCAAUGCGUACCUGCUGGACUUCUUCAUCCAUGGCCAGACCGCUGCGCUGAAAAAGGCCAACGGUAUCAGAGGAAAUGACGUCUGGUACUUGCUGGAGGACUUUUCUCUGACGUUGAAAACCAUUCGGGCUAACGUCAUCAGGCUCUUAGAGGCAGCGUCGAAACUCACCACCACUGAUGCUGGUCUCGAAGAAGAUGACGAAAAAGAUGACGAGCUCGACAGCGGAUACGGAACUUAUGAUUCGGGUGAUAUUGGAGGGGAGGCCGAGGAACAGACGCGUCUUCCUGGCGUGUCGGACGAAGACUGGCGUGUUUACGAGGUUAUACAUGCAGUCACAGAGGAGUUUGAGACGAAAUUCAAGGCAAUGUGGGCGUAGUUCUCUCAAGUCAAUGCAGAUAUUAGCUUGUUCAAAGAGAGUAUACGUUUUACAUGACCAUCGCGUUUUCAUCUUACACACACAUUGUAACAUGCUCAAGCUGUGGAGGAUUAAAGGUCAAAAGCAACUUGAUAUAUAUCAAAUAUCUGCAUGC
Messenger RNA from Postia placenta MAD-698-R-SB12, 5179 nucleotides. RefSeq lists its product as hypothetical. The transcript is spliced from 17 exons. Gene Ontology annotation, molecular function: nucleic acid binding; ATP binding. Bases 1 to 5025 code for a protein of 1674 amino acids. The record is from RefSeq and is a predicted model, not a curated record. Lineage: Eukaryota; Fungi; Basidiomycota; Agaricomycetes; Polyporales; Adustoporiaceae. Gene Ontology annotation, cellular component: cytoplasm.